GUCUGCAACUCCGAGAAGUGCAACUGAAACUGAACGGUGCGCCAAACGGCUGUCCCUCGAAGAAAUGGACCAAAGUGGAUAAAGUUUUGGACAUCUUCUGUAACACAACCAUAAGAGCCAGAAAUUUGACCAUCGAGGAGCCCCUGGCCUCGCGGCUGUGUUCUGUUUACCUAAGCAGAGGUCGCAACCUGGCCACCAGGGGGAGCGUCGUUCUGUCAAGCACAGCAAGCCAAGGAGAUGCCAGCUUCUCCGUCGACGGAGAGACAACAAAUUCGUCAGGGUUUGCUCUCUGCUCACACACAAAUAUCAGUGAUCAGGUUGGAAUUUGGAAACUCACCUUUCGUAAUAAUUACCUCAUUACUAGAGUCCGCAUUUUCACACUACCAG
Candidula unifasciata is the source of this 387-nucleotide messenger RNA. Lineage: Eukaryota; Metazoa; Mollusca; Gastropoda; Stylommatophora; Geomitridae. The record is from the annotation of a GenBank genome assembly.